AUGAGCAUGAGACGGAUUUACAAAGACCACAUCUUCACUGCCUGUUUUGAUGGCGUGCAUAUCCUGGGUUAUGUCAGUGACAACCUGAAGGACAAGGACACACAGAUCCUCCUCUCCUAUAUCGCCUCACCUACAAGGCUGCGCAGCGACGAGCUGUUCUCCAGCAAGGUGGGUCGGAGGGAGGACCGCCGGCUGUUGGGGCCCCGGGAGCUGGCUUGCGCACAGUGCAGCCGCCCGCUGGCCUUCCUGUUGCAGUUGUACGUACGGCUGUGCAGCAGCGCCCACACCUUUCACCGAGGCCGGUUCCUCCCCACCUGCUGCGCGCGGACCUGCGCGUUUUUAAGAAAUCAGCCAGCCAGGGAAAAUGACUUUUACUCUUAUGAGCCGUCUGCUGAGGAUCCUCCCCCAGAGAAGGAAGAACCUGUGCGCUUCCAGCUCAAGUGAGCCCAUCUCUUGAGGGUGUGCAGCUGUUUAGGCCCCAAGACUUGUUCUGGGUGUCAACAAGAGCAUUGCUGCAGUAAGGAGCACGCGACUCUGGACUGGAGAGCAAGACUGAAGCAGGACUGUAGACGAGCAAAUAAUUUGCCCAGCACAGUUCCAGACCACAACUUCCUUUUUCCAGAAAUGGAAAUAGUAAUAGAAACAGAAGAUAAGACUACACCUGAAGUUUUAGAAAAAGAAGCUGAAUGGGAGAUUAUAGGGAGCGUGGCUGAAGCACCUGAGGAAGAAUUGGAUUCCAUGGCAAAACAUGAAUCCAGGGAAGAUAAAAUUUUCCAGAAGUUUAAAACUAAAAUAGCCCUGGAACCAGAACAGAUUCUCAGAUGUGGCAGAAAGAUUGCCCCAAUCUGGAUCUCUGGUGAAAAUAUCCCCCAAUUAAAGGAUAUUCAAGGCUGUCCCUGUGACAGAAUAUUUGAAUUACAGGUCAUGCCUCAGCUGCCCAACUACGUCAAGGUGGACAGCGGCAGGAGUGCGGACUGGGGCAUCCUGGCCAUCUCCACCUGUGCUGGAAGCUGCAGCCUGGGCACUGGCUACACAGAAGAAUCUGUUUGGAAGCAAGAUAUAACAGCUACACCUUAAAACAACCUCAUAAAGCCUUAACAAUGCUCGUAAUCUCUUAGACCUUGCAAUUCCAGUUUUAGGACUUUAUCCUAAGGAAAUAAUUACCAAUAUACCAGAGAGAAAAGUACAAAGAUGGGGUUUUUUUAGGCAUUGGUUAUGAUGUCUAAAUAUUAGUGAAACAAAAAUGUCCAGUAACAGGGAAUUACGUAAAUUUUAGUGUAUCUAUCCAGUGGAAGGCUAUGCAGUUUUAAUGAUACAGAACUGUAUGCACACCAAAUAAGGUACAGGUCUGAAUUGAUGCCAAGUUACCAUUACAGAUGGUAU
Phyllostomus discolor (pale spear-nosed bat) is the source of this 1383-nucleotide messenger RNA. Its product is annotated as programmed cell death protein 2-like. The record is from RefSeq and is a predicted model, not a curated record. Gene Ontology annotation, cellular component: cytoplasm; nucleus. NCBI's taxonomy places the organism in Eukaryota, Metazoa, Chordata, Mammalia, Chiroptera, Phyllostomidae.